Molecule: messenger RNA, 4778 nt
Organism: Dromaius novaehollandiae (emu)
Lineage: Eukaryota; Metazoa; Chordata; Aves; Casuariiformes; Dromaiidae
Gene: TIPARP
Product: TCDD inducible poly(ADP-ribose) polymerase
Exons: 6
Coding region: 484-2496 (670 amino acids)
Cellular component (GO): nucleus
Molecular function (GO): NAD+-protein mono-ADP-ribosyltransferase activity; NAD+ poly-ADP-ribosyltransferase activity; zinc ion binding
Source: RefSeq, a predicted model, not a curated record
GGUGCCGGAGCAGCUGCGCCGCCGCCUCGGAGCUCCUCCCAGAGCCGAGCAGCUGCCUGGCAAGUGCUUGCAGGAAGCAAUAUUUAAAACAGCUACGCUAACAUGUGAGAAGCAGAGGGCUGUGGCGGGGCUGAGCGCCGCUGCCGCGCAAUGGGCGGUUUGUCACGUAGCGAUCCGCGGGCAGGAAGGCUAUGAGCUGUGCGCGCCGCGGAGGACGAGCAGAGGAAGGCUGCCGCUGCCCGGGGCGCCGGCUGCCCUCCCGCCGGAGCUCUGCUGCGCCGCGCAGCUCCCGCAGAGCACGCUCUGCUGCCUCCCCUGCCUCCCUGCGCGGCGGCCGUGCUGCUGACUGCUCAGGUAACCCCCACGGCAACUUGAGAAGUUAACCGGGGAGAUGUAACCUGAGAUUCGGACAUUUUGCAGACUCAUUCUUGUGAGGCUCUGGGACAUUUGAAAGUGAUUUGGAGAGAGCAAAGUCUGUGUCUGAUGGACACCGAACCAAAGCCAGCGUGUGUCAUGCAGCAGGCUCAGUGCCCAGGAAUGAAGUGCCCUCCUUCAGAGGACUUUCCUCCUCAGGUGAGAUUGUCUGAAAAAAUCCCCCCAGUGAAGCCUUGUUUCAAGAAAAAGCAGCAAGUGCAGAAGAGACUGGACACAGAAACUCUGCGGGCUUUGCGGCCAAUCUUUACCAGUUUGCUGGGAGCUGGAACCCUGGAUAGAGUCUUUGUGCCCCGAGGCCAAGGUAGUGGUGACAGUGAUUUAUGUGAACCUGCUGUGAAAAAGGCUCUGGAACUCAGUUCUUCUUGCCCCCAACCAGAAGGUAAUGUGACUGUGUUGAUGCCAACAGCUCCAGAUGUACAAAGUCAACUGCCAGUAGCUCAUCCUUCUUCUGGGCAUCCUGAGCAGGAGGUCCAGUCAGGAGAGCAAGGCUUCUCAUCAGAAACUACUCCUGGAACUGCUGCUAAUACUAGUAAUGGAUCGUUCCAGGAUCAUCCUUUGCACGUACCUUCUAGUGAUGCUGCAGCUUGUCCACUGUUCCCAGACAAGGUUCUAGAAAGCUACACAUCUGGCUUAUUCCAAGAGAACAGCUGUCCAAUGCAAUACAACUUAAACCCAAGUGAUAAAUUCAGUGCUGGGAUAUUCCAGGAUAAAAGUGAAGAAGCUUCUCUUGAUCUGGUAUUUGAACUCUUGAACCAACUGCAAUAUCACACCCAUCAGGAGGAUGGAGUAGAAAUCUGUGUGGAUUUUCUGCAGGGCACUUGUGUUUAUGGCAGUGAUUGUCCCAAACAUCACACAGUGUUGCCAUAUCACUGGCAAGUGAGAAGGACAACAACUCAGUGUUGGCAAAGCGUGACCAACGAUUCCCAGGAACAUCUGGAAAGACUCUACUGCAACCCUGACAAUGACAGGAUCAAAGUGAAAUAUCGGGGACAUGAAUUUUGGGCGGAUUUGAAUGUUAUGAAAUUAUAUGAAACUGUUGAGUUUGACCAAAUGCGAAGGCUAUCCACACCUUCCUGCCCCAGCUCCACCUCCAACUACUACACAGUCUGGAAGUACUUCUGCAGGGACCACUUUGGUUGGAGAGAAUACUCUGAGCCAGUUGUAAGACUGAUAGAAGAAGCCAGCUGCCGGGGUCUGAAAGAAGUUCGGUUUGUUACCUGGCAUAAUCAAUAUAUCUUAAAUAUCAAAGAUGGAUUCCAGCAAAAUGCGUGCUUCAGAAGAGAAAUCAAGAGGAGACCCCUUCUUCGUUCAUGCGUUGUGCUGAUGCCAUUUUUACAGACUUUAGGUGGCAAUUCUCCAGUACCCUGUCCACCGACGGAACCAGUUUCUUCACAAGUCUUAUCUCCAACUGCUGUUACCUCUCCAAACUUCUACCCUGAGACUUGGAUUAGUAUGGAUCCAUCUCAGGACUUCAUCCAAGUGCCUGUUUCAAAGGAAGAUAAAAGCUAUAGAACCAUUUAUAAUCUGUUUCACAAGACUGUGCCGGAGACCAAAUACAAAAUUUUGAAAAUUCUGAGAGUGCAAAACCAGUUUCUUUGGGAGAAAUAUAAAAGGAAAAAGGAAUAUAUGUCUAAAAAAAUGACUGGGCUUGACAGAAUAAUGAAUGAAAGGCAUUUGUUCCAUGGCACCUCCCAGGACGUAGUGGAUGGAAUCUGCAAGCACAACUUUGACCCACGUGUCUGUGGGAAGCAUGCUACCAUGUUUGGACAAGGCAGUUACUUUGCCAGAAAGGCAAGCUAUUCUCAUAACUUUUCCAAAAGGUCACCCAAAGGAGUUCAUUACAUGUUUUUGGCUAAAGUACUGACAGGAAGAUACACAGUGGGCAAUCACACCAUGAGGAGACCUCCACCUGUGAACCCUGGCAGCAUUACUAGUGACCUCUAUGACUCUUGUGUGGACAAUUACUUUGAGCCUCAGAUUUUUGUCAUUUUUAAUGAUGAUCAGAGCUACCCGUAUUUUAUUAUCCAAUAUGAAGAAGUUAGCAACACUGUCUCUAUUUGAAAAUCUGUGCUGCUAAAUUAUUCAUUUUAAUAAACUCUAUUAUCUGACAUUUGUAGCAGCUUUUGUGGAAAAAAUUUGGACAUUGUAGAACUGAUUAAAAUUACUUGAUUGGAAGGAAGGAAAUCUCAAAAUACGAAAAAGAAGAUCUGAAGUGACCAAUUGUGCACUUGCUAUUUGAUUAUGUAUGUGCAAAUUGUAAAUAUCUUUCCAUUGUUUAUAGUUGAAAAUCUAUACCUUUUGUUAUAAAACACUGUUUAUUUAUGUUAGUAAAUAUUCAUGCUUAAAAAUGUUUGUGCAUAUAAUUUCAAUUGUUAUGUGUGUAUUACUUUGGCGAGAAAAUUGUUUAUGCCCUGAUCUUGAAAUCUGUUGGAUAGCCAUUUCUAAAUAAUCAGAACCAGAUAAAUUUCGCCCCAAGAAUAUUAAAUAAGAGAUUCUCCCAACCAUUACUUUUUAUUAAUUUAUUUAGAGAGCCAAGCAAAAUUUACAUGCAGAAAGAUGGAGGGAGAUCACAAAACUAACAUUCUGCUCAUAUUUCAGGUUAUUAAACAUGACAGUACAAAUAAAUGCAUCAUUUUCUAACAUCAAUCCUAAAUAAAAUUAGGAAAAGAUGAGUAUGGAAUACAGUCUGUGAGGGUUUAAAGCAGUAUGGUUUCACAGCAGCUUAUGGCUCAACAAGUUUAUCAUUUUUCUCUGCUCUGGCCUUGCGGUGGGGGUGGGAACACCAUCUGGGAAGCGGUCAAAAGCCAUGUCUGUGCUACUGAACCUGUACACAGCUGGGCAUGUGCCAUCCAGUCCCCAUUACUUUCAAACACUCUGAAUUAAAGGAGGAUAGCUUUAUGGAACAUGCAUCUUGGAAAAGAAACCUCAAGCCUUCUUUUAGAUGAGAUCUUAAAUUUGAUAAAGGAUGAAGAUUUUUGUUAAUGUCCCUUAAAAUUAAUGAGGCUGAUAUUAAAUGAAUUAAAAAUUGAUUGAUACAUUUAAAAAUAACUGUGAACAUGUAAUCCUCAUUUAAUUAGGGUGUUUUUGUUUUUUCCAGGCAGCUAUGCUUGGCUCAGUUGCUCUUCAGUAUCUUUAGUGGUGAUCUGGAAAAGAAAUGUAAAGUCAUCAGUAAUAUUUGCAAGUGACCCCAAACCAGAAAUGAUAAAUAAUGAAAUAGACAGGUCAGUCAUUCAGAGCAGCCGGUAUUGCUUGGUAAGGUAAGCUCUUUCGAACAACAUGUGUUUUAAUGCAUCCUGAUGCAAGAUUAUCUAUUUGUAUUUUGAAGGCAGGAAGAGAAACAGUAUGUAGCACAGAGUUACAGAACAGGAAACUUAUACGAGAAUGCUGUUCAACUAAAAGACUUGGUAAUCAGCUGAGAAUCUACAUUAGCAGUAGCAUCAUAGGCUUAAGGCACAGGUCUCCACAGCUGAGGGAAUGGGAGUUCCAUCCAUUGAACUUGCGUAUUCUGGUUGGAAUAUCUGAAAUCAUUAUAUAUAUUUUUUAAUCUAGUUAUGCUUUAAGAAAAAAACAAGUCUUUAAAGUGGCAUCUGAAGUAAUUUCAGAACUGUGAUUUAAAAUUCAGGAAAAGUUAAGUAAAUAAUCUCCAUUCCAAAUCUUGGCAUAUUUUGCACUUGCAGUUCAGUCUGUUUUUUCUGAGUCAUUUCUGAAGUAUCGUGCCACUGUGAAAGCAGCAUGCUCAGAAUUCACAAGACUCCACCUAGCCUCCUUGGCAGCGACCUUCCCUGCCUGCUCACACUGUGCUCUGUCACUGACUGGCGGUUGGGUUUGUUUCACCAAAGUAACUAAAAGUUUGUCGCAGGCACACUCAGGUCCCUGCUAGCUUGUGUUCUACCAUGUGGUUUUAACGAGGCAAUAAGUAUCACAGGCUAGCUAACAUUAUAAAAUUUUAGUUCCAUGACAAGUGUUAUAGUUCACAGCCCAGUGAGGUUAACCUUGAUAUUUCACCUCAAGCAGCUCCAGUGACGCAAAACCAAGACGCCCUGCCCCCAUUAAGUUUUUUACUUACGUUUCUCAUUAUAAAAACAUACACCUCUUUUAUUAGCAUGGAUGUGGCCUAAGAGCAUUUGCCUAAUGUUCACAAAGCACUAGCGGCCAUCGUAUCUGCUCACUGAGGUAGAAGGUGUCAUGAUUUCCUUUGAUGUGAAGGGAGCAUCAGAGUGCUUUUUGCUUCUGUGGCUCAGCAGCAAACCUCCUUCAGCUGAGUAUGGAACUGUUCAUUUAUGCUAAUGUUUUCUGUAUCCACUUUGUGGCCUAAUAAAAACCUGUUUUGUUAUGGGAGAGAA